GUUUCCUUCACGAGAUUGAUCCGAGCGUUGCGCCAGACACAUUUUUUUCUAUUUUAUCGCUUUUACAGUUCAGGUUCAAAGUUAUUAUGACCAGUGAACCAUGCUGCGUUCCAAAAAGGAUGUAGACCGCCACGUGCGAGAUAUUCUGAAUAAAAUCAAGAGCGAGGACGAGAGAAAAGUUCGGGGUUAUAACAUUGCCCGACUCUACUUUAACAUCAAUGAGUAUGAGAGUGCCCGUCGUUACUUGAGUGAAUUCCUAACAGCGCGCCCUAAAGCAACAGACGCUCAUCGUUUAUUAGGCCAGAUCAAUGAAGGUCUUGGAAAUAAAGAAAAGGCAGUACAAUCUUACAAGACCUCCUAUGAACUAGGUGGUGGCCAAAAAGACCUCAUUUUGAAAAUCUGUGAGCUAUAUACAGAAGUACAGUGUGACAAUUCGGUGCGUCUGUAUUGGGCAGAAGAAGGCCAUAGGCUCUAUCCUCACAAUGAAAGUGUUGUCAAGUUACGUGAAGCUCUUCUCACGGGUUCAGGAGCACACUCACGGGAGGAGCUUGAAAAAUUAUACCUAGAUGAAAUUAAAGCUAAUCCAACAGAUGUUAGACUACAAACCAAUCUCCUGCAGUUGUAUAAAGACUGGGGAGCUGAAGACAAAAAUAAGCUCAAUGAAGCCUACAAUUAUGGGUGUCAGGUGGAGGCACGUAAGCCAUUUUCAGAAUCACUGGAAUGGUAUAAAACCCUAUUUGAUAUCAUGCAGGAAUACCGCUCAUCAGCUGAUGUUAGCAAUGAAAAGGAAUUCCACAUCAACUGUUUGUCUGCCCAAGAGCGACUUGUCUACCUCACUUUGGCCUCAAGCAGCAGUACUGCACUCCUGUCCCAGUGUACCCUCACAGAUGCUGCUGCACUCCUACACAAGUUUGAUCAAGAUCUGAAGACCAGUUUAGAAGUGGUGGAUCAAAAUUCUUCUUUUGGUCAGAUGAUGGUGGGCCAGUUGUACCUGCAUAUGGCUAUAUUCCUUUUACAAAAUGCAAAGAAGGAUGGCCUUACUCACACAAGUACCAGUGCUGGAGCUCUGCUGUUUCAUGCCUGCAGAUACCGGUCUUCUGAAAGUGCCACGCAGUCAAAGUCGUGGAGUUCAAGAGAUCAAUUCUGGUAUAAAUUAACUUGUCACAGACUAUCUCAGGCUGCUCAUGUCCUUAACCAUAUGGCUAAAACUGAAUCUGAAAAGAAUAAGUUUUUAAACAAAGUGAAACAACAGUGCAGUAAUAAGCAAGCUCAGGAGAACAUCUACCUGACUCUGUUUGGGGCUUCUAAUGCCAACAAGAAGGAGGGGAGCUUUUUCCUCGGUGAUGAGCAGUUUAUUUCAAAGCCCCUGACAUAUCCUGAAGCUGAACAAGUAAAAGUCUGGGAUAAUGUUGUAGGAACCAUGUACUGCUCAAGUUUGCGUGACAUGGUGUGGUUGUGUCUGCAGCAAGCCCCAACCAGUUGCAAGGAGCCACAGCCAUACUACACAUAUACAUUGUUUGAAGGUCUUCAGUUUUCCACGACCAAUGUCAAUACAGGGGCUCCAGAGACCCUGUGCCAUCUUGAUCUCCUAGCUUUCUUGGCUGCAACUGUGUAUUGCCAAAUUGCAGCUGGAAAAGAGAAUAAUGGUCCUCCUCCAGCCUCCAUGCCAACAGUGGUUGCAUCAGUUCUCAAUACAACUGAACAAGCAGAAUGGUGGACUGCUGCUUACACGCUCUUUACCAACCGUGCUCACCACAGGCUUAGUAAGCUGCGUAUGAUCUUGCAGCGGGGUCUGGAGGUCAUAAGAGCUGUUGGCAACCAUGGUGUUGACUUAGCUCUUAUGGCACACUUGGCACAAUGCUUUUCUACCUGGGCAACAGCAGCCAAAGAGGAUGGAAGUACAGCAAGUGAAGUAGAUGCUCUAGAGGACCGGGCAGAACACUCACUGUUUACUAUAUCUAAACUUGGCAAGCAACUGUUAUCUCUUCAUGGUGAUGCUGUUAAAUCAAGUCCUCCUCCAGCCUCCAUGCCAACAGUGGUUGCAUCAGUUCUCAAUACAACUGAGCAAGCAGAAUGGUGGACUGCUGCUUACACGCUCUUUACCAACCGUGCUCACCACAGGCUUAGUAAGCUGCGUAUGAUCUUGCAGCGGGGUCUGGAGGUCAUAAGAGCUGUUGGCAACCAUGGUGUUGACUUAGCUCUUAUGGCACACUUGGCACAAUGCUUUUCUACCUGGGCAACAGCAGCCAAAGAGGAUGGAAGUACAGCAAGUGAAGUAGAUGCUCUAGAGGACCGGGCAGAACACUACUGGCAUCGAGUACUCACACUUUGCCAAAGGGCUGCAAGGAAUGUCAUAAAUGUUACACCAAGGAAUAGACUAUUUGUUGUACAAAACAUAUCUCUAAGUGCAGAGGAGCGCUCCAAGGUUGAGGAGGAAGGGAAAUACUUCCUAGCCAUGAGACUAGUACAGGCAGGGAAGCUGCAGGAGGCCAUACAAGCACUUGGAGAAUUGAAAAGUCCUGAAGCAUCAUUCCAGAGGGCAAUGUUGUAUAAAGAACAGGCCCAAGCUAUUACCGGUGAAGGUGGUGUAGAAGCCAUGACGGCAGACAUGCGUUCACAACACACCAUUCUGUUAACACAAGCAAGAGAUACCCUUUAUCUCACUCUUGAUAGAUUGCGGAUGCCAGGUGUAGAUCGUUUUCAUCCUCUCAACACAAAGUUGAGUCAGCAGCUGGAGGAUGUUGAAAGGCGACUUUCACACAUGAGUGUAGACCAAGAUACCCACACUCAGCGAGAGGAUGAUACAGAGUCCAUUUCAGAUGCCUCCCAGUCCCCUCGACCUGAUUUGGCUAAUGGACAUGUUAUAAAUGCAUCUCAGCCUCCACAGAUUUUUAGUACACCAUACAGGGACAACAGAAAUAGUAGCAGAAUAACAAGACAGGAGGCCCGUCCAAGCCCAGAACGUCUGGAUGCACAGGUGAGAGCUAUCUCAGAGGUUCAGGAAAAUACAUUGAGGAACAUGGAGGACACAUUAAGGAAUAUGGAAGAACAGAAUGCGGCACUUAGAGCCCAGAAUGAAGCUCUCAGAGACACUUGUGCUACAAUGGCGCAAGAGGUCAAGGAAAAUGCUUCAUUGUUCCGCAGUAUUCUCGAACAGAACAAAAGUAUCUCCCAGGAAGCAUAUAAUGCUGUACUUAAUGAAAUGAAGCAAGUUCAAAUAAGUAUAAAAGACCUGCAGACUCAAGUUCAAAGUAUAGCAGUUGAUGUAGCAGAAUUGCGAGCCAUGAAAGCAGAUGCAAAGCAUACUGAAGUUGUUGAAGCAAAGGCCAGUGAAGAACAGGUAGCUGUAGACAUUCCUGCUGCAGUAGUGCCAGCCGGAAUAUACAGUGGUUACAUGGGAUACUACAGUCAGCAACCUGUACCCAACCCAUUGAUGCCGACUCCAGGGCUCUUUGGGAACCCUCCUUUCUUCCCACCUUCCACUCUCCCAGACCAGACAUACAGCAUGCCAUCAAGUGUUAGCCAGGUGACAACAGUAACCAGUCUAAGUCAGACAGGAUCUUCAAUAGUGACCCAGGCUCUUGGCUCCCCUGCUAUCGUUACUGCUAAGGAGCCACUGCCAUCACCCUCUGGAAUCACUGUUGCACAGAGUCUUGCUACAACAAACUUGGGUAAUGUGAGUUGGAGUGUGGCACAGGGCAUUAGUUCUUCAUCUGGCACCACCAGCAGUGCGCAGAUAAUGCCACCUGUUACCAGUGCUCCUCAUGCCUUCCAGAUUACAAUGCCAGCUGUGUCUGCAGCUCUGACACCACCACCUGCUUCUGCACCUGAGGAGCAGCUGUCAAUCACCCUUCCAUGCUCUGCUACGGGUCUCCUGGCCAACAUACCCGCCCCCCUGUACUCAGCAGUCACUCCUGACUCGUCCCCCCAACGAGGCCAGUCACAGGUUAAAUCACUGUCACCGUAUUUGUCAACGGGCGGCUUGUCUCCCGCAGCCAACAAUCUGGAUGCUCCAUCUGCCUCGUCUGGUUCACAGGACUGCACAAUCACAUUUUCAGGGACCUUUAAGAGUCCUGGGGGCAUUACCGCAACAGAAUCCCCUGCUCCAAAGGCAAAGGAAACCGCUGAUGAUGACAAUGAUCGGUAUGUAGAGGAUGACCAUGACCCAUGUCCAGAUUUCAAGCCUGUAAUUCCAUUGCCGGAGAAGGUGGAGGUUCGCACAGGGGAAGAGGAUGAAGAGGUAUUGUUUGAAGAGAGAGCCAAGCUCUUCAGAUUUGUAGAAAAGGAAUGGAGAGAGAGAGGAACAGGUGUUAUGAAGCUAUUGCACAACCCAGCCCAGGGCUCUGUGCGUGUUCUAAUGAGGAGAGACCAGACCCACAAGAUAUGUGCCAACCAUCUUGUGUAUUCUAAUAUAGAGUUGCAGGCCAUGAAAGGAAAUGACAAAGUUUGGAUAUGGGCUGCACAGGAUUAUGCUGAUGAAGAAUUGCGUAUGGAGAAGUUCUGUUGUCGAUUCAAAACUCUGGAGAUAGCUACAAGCUUCAAGGAUGCUUUCAUGAAAGCAAAAGCAAUUGUCAAAGAGAAUGAAGAUAAAUUGGAGAAACAGCAGAUUUCAGGAGACUCAAUUAAGAGUCAAGAACCUGUAAAAACAAGUUCAGGAAAAUCCCUAGCAGAGAUGUUUAAGCCAGCUGCAGGAUCCUGGACCUGUUCUGUGUGCCUGGUGAACAACUCUGCUGAAAUGAGCAAAUGUGCUGCUUGUGAAACUCCCAAUCCCAAUGCCCCCAAGGUUGAGGAAUCAGCUGCACCUCAGACACCCUUUGCCGCAUUCAAGUUUAAAACCCCCACAAAUACUCCAGGUUCAUCAGCUGCAUCUCCAGACAAGCUUGGCAUGGCAUCAACUCCUAACACUUCCACUUCAGCUUCUGCCACAGGAUCUGCCUUCAGAUUUGGCUUGGACUCCUCAAAAGCAACCAUCAGCCCCCUGGUCAGCUCAGCCCCAACUUCUUCCAGUGCUGUGUCAACCCCUGCUACCAGUACUGACACAGCCAAGGAUACUGUUAAGUUCUCCCUAAGUGGGUUCACCUUCACCACCACUCCCACAUUGAAGCAGGAUAAGGUGGAAGUCCCAGAAAAGCCAAAAGAGGAGGAAAAGAAAAAGGAAUCAAUAUUUGCAAGUUUCUCCUUUGGGUCCAGUGCCUCAUCUGGUUCCGGAAAUUCAGACUUCAAUUUCAGUGUGCCAACAAAAGACAGCAAGCCUGAAGGAAGUCCUGCAGUGUCAAGCCAGUCGGCUGGGGAUGGAGGGUUGUUCAGCAACAAACCAGCAGGCAAUUUGGUAUCCUUCAGCAGUUUGGCUGCCAACAGUAGCUCUACAUCAUCAAAUGUGUUUACCAUUAAGGAUACAAAAGCUUUCGAACCAAAGGCUUUGUUUGGAGGUUCGCAAGCAAAGUCACCCAGUAAGGACGAUGGGGAUGACAAAGUAGAAGAAUAUGAACCUCAGGUAGACUUCCAGCCAGUUGUUCCUCUGCCAGACCUAGUUGAGGUCAAGACAGGUGAGGAAGAAGAAGAGAGAUUAUUCUGCGAGCGAGCGAAGCUUUUCCGCUUUGAUAAGGACACCAAGGAAUGGAAGGAACGAGGCAUAGGCGAGCUGAAGAUCCUGAAGAACAAUACAACUAAGAAGAUUCGCAUUUUGAUGCGCCGUGAACAAAUCCACAAGGUGUGUGCCAAUCACUUCCUCACACCAGAGAUAAAACUGACUCAAAUGCAGACAUCAGACAAGGCAUGGAUUUGGGCUGCACAUGACUUUGCAGAUGAAGAAAUGAAGGAAGAGAGGUUUGCUGCCAGAUUUAAGACCCAAGAAUUGGCAUUGAGCUUUAAGGCAGCAUUUGAAAAGGCCCAGAAAUCUCUAGAGUUGGACACUUCAGACACCACAGUGCUUUGCAGCUUUGUGUUUACCAUUAAGGAUACAAAAGCUUUCGAACCAAAGGCUUUGUUUGGAGGUUCGCAAGCAAAGUCACCCAGUAAGGACGAUGGGGAUGACAAAGUAGAAGAAUAUGAACCUCAGGUAGACUUCCAGCCAGUUGUUCCUCUGCCAGACCUAGUUGAGGUCAAGACAGGUGAGGAAGAAGAAGAGAGAUUAUUCUGCGAGCGAGCAAAGCUUUUCCGCUUUGAUAAGGACACCAAGGAAUGGAAGGAACGAGGCAUAGGCGAGCUGAAGAUCCUUAAGAACAAUACAACUAAGAAGAUUCGCAUUUUGAUGCGCCGUGAACAAAUCCACAAGGUGUGUGCCAAUCACUUCCUCACACCAGAGAUAAAACUGACUCAAAUGCAGACAUCAGACAAGGCAUGGAUUUGGGCUGCACAUGACUUUGCAGAUGAAGAAAUGAAGGAAGAGAGGUUUGCUGCCAGAUUUAAGACCCAAGAAUUGGCAUUGAGCUUUAAGGCAGCAUUUGAAAAGGCCCAGAAAUCUCUAGAGUUGGACACUUCAGACACCACAGCUGCUUCUGAAGCUGCCCCAGUUAAACCCUCAAAUACUGCUACCAGUUCACUUGCUGCUAUGUUCAAACCCGCUGCAGGAUCCUGGGAGUGUGAUACCUGCUUAGUGCGAAACAAACCAGAAGAUAAUGUUUGUGUUUCAUGUUCAAGCAACAAACCAGGUUAUGAACCACCUAAAGAGAGCACACUCCAAACACCCCAGUUUAGCUUUGGUAUUCCAUCCUCAACUACUGCUCCAAAAGAAUCUGCAAAGAAUGAGGAUAAACCUCCCCUUAAUUCUCUGGCAAGCAUGUUUAAACCAGCAGCUGGCUCAUGGGAGUGUAAUAGUUGUUUGGUGCGUAACAAAGCAGGAGAUACUGUAUGUGUUGCAUGUAAAUCUGGUAAAGAUGGUAGUGCUCCCACUGCAGAUUCUUCUACUGGUGAUAAAUCAUCUUUCAGCUUUGGCAUCAAAAGUGAUGCAUCUUCAACCUCAAGUGGCUUUAUCUUUGGUGUAACAGAAAACAAGACUGCAUUCUCAUAUAGCAUUCCCUCCACAAGUCAGAGUGCAACUGCCACUCCCUCUCAGCCAGCCUUUUCCUUUGGCACAAGUGCAAAACCUGCCCAAGACAGCACUGAUAGUAAGCCUGCAUUUUCAUUUGGUAUCCCAGGCAGUGUAACAAUAAAACCUGUGCAAGAUUCUACUGUUGCAACAGAAACCAAACCUGCUUUCUCCUUUGGGGAACAAAGCAACAAGCCAUUCAGCUUCUCCUGGUCAACAACUACCCCAGCCAGCAUUGGGUCAGCCUCUACAGCAGGCACUUCAGCCUUCUCUUCAUCAACCUUUUCUCAGUCUAAGCCCCAGGAGCAGCCCUCAACACCAACCAAAGAAGAAAAACCAGGCUUUGUAUUUGGUAGCCCUGGAAAGUACGAGUUCUCAUUCACUGGAGUUAAAGCUCGUUCUCCCAGGUCAAGAGAUAUCAGUCAGUGUGAAUCAGAAGAUGGCCUUGUGGAAGAAGAUGAAGGAGACCAUCUUUAUUUUGAGCCUGUGAUACCAUUACCUGACAAGGUUGAUGUAGUGACUGGAGAAGAGGAGGAAACUUGUCUUUACUCUCAUCGGUCAAAGCUCUUCCGCUUAGUCAGUGGAGAAUGGAAGGAACGAGGCAUAGGUGAUGUCAAAAUCCUGUGCCACAAGAAGAAUGGUAAGAUAAGGCUGCUGAUGAGGAGGGAGCAGGUUCACAAGAUCUGCAUGAACCAUUACCUGAAGGCAGACACUGAAUUCCGCAAGAAGGACGAGAAGACCUUCUACUGGGCAGCAGUUGAUUACACUGAAAAUGAAGCACAAAAGGAGACUUUCGCUAUCCGUUUCAAGACCCCAGAGAUUGCAGCUGAAUUUUAUAAGGCAGUGGAUAGUGCGAAGGUUCAGUUAGGUGGAACUCCAACAGAAUGUCCAGUGACAGUAUCAUCAAGUCCUGUAAAAUCAGAGGAAACAAAGAAAGAAAAGUCACCAGACACACCUCAGAGUAAGACUGAGCUCAAAUCAUCAACACCAGUUUCUGUAAAGGCUGAAGCGGAUACCACAUCAGGGGACGCUACAAGCAAGCCGAACAGCUCUAUCUUCGGAGGAACACCCAGCAAGACACUGUUUGGAGAAACAAAAGGCACAAUAUUUGGGAGUGGCACUGAACCAUCUUUCGUCACUAAUGUGUCUGCUACCUUCACACUAAGAGGUCCUGAUCAGCAGGGAGUACUAAAUGCAGCUGGUGGGCCAUCUGUGUUUGGAGCAGCGACUACAAUGUCUACCACCCCAAGAAGCACCUUUAGCUUUGGAGACAAAUUCUCCUUAAAUCCAGAUGCUGACGACUGUGAGGUGGUCUACAUUAAGAGCAGUAAUGAGGAGCAGAAAUGCCAUGCCAAGGCAUUAAUGCUCCCUGAGAAUUUCUAUAGUUACAAAGAACAUCCAAGCUGCCCAGGCUGUGUGGGCUGUGAGGCAGAUGAUGAUGACAGUGAAGAUGUGGUGGAGGUACUUUUUGAGAAGAAAGCUACACCUGAACAAGUACAGAAAGCUAGAAAGCUGCAGCUUCCUGAUAAUUUCUAUUUGUAUGAAGAGGCCCCUCCUUGCCUCGGCUGCCGGGGCUGUUGUGAAGAGGAAGAAACAGUUGGAAAAGUUGAGCAGACAAUACCAUCUGCAUCAACCCCAGCAAAUAGUACUUCCGCAUCAUCCAUACUUGGUGGAAUAAGUGCAGGGCCUUUCACAAGUGCAGUUUUUGGAAAAGGACCACCAAAGUCUCCAAGCAUUUUUGAAACUCCUAAAAUCUUAGGGGGUAGCACUGGAGGUUCUAGUCUUUUCGGGGGUGCUACUAAUUCCCCCAGUGUGUUUGGAGGCUCUACUGCUGCAAAUGCUCCCAGUGUGUUUGGAGGGUCCCCUGCUCCUAAUAGUCUGUUUGGAGGCGCCUCCACUACAAAUUCUCCCAGUAUUUUUGGUGGUUCUGCUACUAGUAGUUCUACCAGUACAUUUGGAGGCUUUACUGCAACUACCACUACUGCCAGCAGUUCACCUAGUAUAUUUGGCAGUUCUAGUGUCACUAGUACUGGCAGUAUAUUUGGAGGUAAUGUUAGUGGAAGUAUAUUUGGUGGGUCUGCUGGUUCAGCUGGUGGACUCUUUGGAAAUGCCAAGACCUCAGGAUCACCAAGCAUAUUUGGUAAUGCUGUUGCAACAUCAACAGAAAAUACUACAUCAAGUAGCACAACAAAAUCAACAGAAGGAAGUUUGUUUUCCACCAUUAGUAGUGGAAAUAUGUUAUCAUUUGGAGACCUAGCUUCACAAUCUAAUGAAAGUGGAUUUGGUCAGAAAAACACAGCAGCAGCAGAUGCAGUUUGGGCUGCAAAAGGACAACCAAUAUUUGGGAAAUCUCCAAAGAAGACUGGAGAUGAUGAUGAUGAUGUAGUUGAAAAUGAUCAUGAUCCCCACUUUGAACCUGUUGUACCAUUACCGGAUUUGGUGGAGGUGAAGACCGGAGAGGAGGACUUAGAAGUGAUAUUUAGCAACCGUGGCAAGCUGUAUCGUUAUGAUAGUGGCUCAAAACAGUGGAAAGAGAGAGGCAUUGGAGACUUCAAAAUCCUUCGAGACCCAGCCACAAAUAAAUUCCGCUUACUGCAAAGGAGAGAACAGGUCCACAAAUUGUGUUGCAACCACUACCUAACAACCCAACUUCAGUUACGACCCAUGGAGACUUCAGAAACUGCCUGGUGCUGGUAUGCCAAGGAUUAUUCCGAGAGCUUAGAAGGCACGGAUGAGAAGCUAGCAAUCAGGUUUAAGACAAGUGAAAUAGCUGCAGAAUUCCAGAAGAAGUUUGAAGAAAGCCAAGAGAUCAUAAGGAAGAGUGAAGCAGAUCCUACAGGUAGCACAAACACAUCUGCUACAUUUGUCCUUCCACACCCCAGCAGUUCUGUUCAAAAAGAUGAAGAUGCAGAUGAAGAUGACGAAGAAGAUGAUGACGAGGAGGAUGAAGAUGAUGAUGACGACGAUGAUGACGACGACGACGAUGAUGAUGAAGAUGAUGAUGAUGAUGAUGAAGAGGAAGAGGACGAUGAGGAUGAUGAUGAUGAUGAGGAUGGAGAUGAUAAUGUAGUGAUUUUUACCAAGAGAUGCACCUUGUCUAAAAAAGAAAAUGGUAGUUGGACGGCACUUGGUGCUGGGGAUCUUCACAUCCAGUAUGAUGAUGACUUCUUUGGGGCGAGGAUCAUCAUGACGUCAGAGUCUGGAGAAACCCUUGCUGAACAUAUUAUAGCUAUUCAAACCACAGUGCACAAAGAGGGCAAUUCAGCUACCUGGACUGUACUUAACUUAGAGCCACAACCUCAAGCAGUUACAACAUUCAAGGCUGAAUUUGCCAGUGUCAAAUCAUUAGAAGAAUUUGUUGCAGCUUUCCAUGAGGGCAAGGAAUAUGCAGAGAACUCGGGCAUUAUGGAACAGCCCAGUGGAGAAGUAGCCCCGGAAGAGCUGUACUAUGGUCAGGGUGCAGAUGAACAAGGCAUGAAAAAGGAAUCUAUGCCAUCAGCAUCUCAAAUGGAUUUAUUGGAAAACAAGAAAACACUGCCGUUUAGCUUUGGGCAGGUGUUGACUUGCGAUCCCAAUUUAACGCGAGAGCUUGCUGCGGCUCUCCAGGAACACUUUCCUACUUUAAACUCGGAAUUUGAGAAAGAAUGAUGGCUGGAAGAAAAAUAGACGUUUAAAGGACAAGAAGGGCAUAUGCAUAUAGUAAUCUGCUGAUUUGCUUCAACAAAAGGAAUCAUAUCAUGAAAAGACAACUUUGAACAAGUUUUGAAGCUUUGAUAUACAAGAUUUUCAGAGACACUCCGUGAUUAAAGGAAUAUAUUUGUUUUAUUAUUUUUUACAGCUGUGAUGGAUAUGUGAUCUUAACUUUGUGAAGUGUGAUGGUUUAUUUUAGCAGCCUCGCUUAAGUAAGGCAAUCCUUUCAUUUGAUAAGAGAGGAGAAGAUGUAAUUCCUUUUAGUUUAUAGAGAAACGGGAGAGGUAAUGCAAUGGUUACCAUGUAUAUUGAAUAUGGAGAAAUAGGAGAUUUUAAGCUUUGUAACUUAAGUUUUAAACUUUUGCCUGGCCAUGAUUGCUAUAAGUAUCCCAGUAUAUUUUGUAAGCUUCAGUAGGUUAAGCUAUAUAGUUUUCUUAUCCUUGUGUUUUACUGUCUUACGUUGGUACAAAUGUCACAUAACUAGUGGCUUUGAGCUCAGGUGAUAUAUUUACUGGGCUCAUCCCAAACUUGCCUUACAUCUAGAAAGUUUGCAUUUCCAUUGGGCUAUUUCCUGUUGCUCAUAGUUGCUUGUUAUGCUGCAAAAAUCUGUAUUCAUAAAGAGAUUAGUCCCACCACGACAUUUAUUUUUGGUUCCAUAAAAGUUUUAGAUGAUCAA
Messenger RNA from Penaeus indicus, 11393 nucleotides. RefSeq names its product E3 SUMO-protein ligase RanBP2-like. Lineage: Eukaryota; Metazoa; Arthropoda; Malacostraca; Decapoda; Penaeidae. Bases 101 to 10675 code for a protein of 3524 amino acids. Gene Ontology annotation, molecular function: protein binding. The transcript has 55 exons. Gene Ontology annotation, biological process: nucleocytoplasmic transport. The record is from RefSeq and is a predicted model, not a curated record.